Molecule: messenger RNA, 2992 nt
Organism: Scomber scombrus (Atlantic mackerel)
Lineage: Eukaryota; Metazoa; Chordata; Actinopteri; Scombriformes; Scombridae
Gene: nadk2
Product: NAD kinase 2, mitochondrial
Exons: 12
Coding region: 547-1908 (453 amino acids)
Biological process (GO): NADP+ biosynthetic process; NAD+ metabolic process
Cellular component (GO): mitochondrion
Molecular function (GO): NAD+ kinase activity
Source: RefSeq, a predicted model, not a curated record
UACGUGCGGUGCAGCCACUCUCUCUUCUGUUGUCGUUUAUUCUUCACCUGCACAUGUGUGUUAGCUCCUAUUUUAAAAAAAAAAGCUUUGACCAGAGGAGUUUACGGGUUCAGUGCGGUUUACGGAAAAAAAAACAGACCCAGCCGGAUAUGUCACACGUAGGAACGCUCACUUACGACUUUUGACCAAGCUGCUAGCCACUUUUAGCUUUGUAACGCUAGCUUUUAACCUCAGCAAAUACUUGUUAGUUUGUAGGAAUAAGUGAAGUAGCUUGUGUUGUUGUGUUGUUGUUUGCUAGCGGAAAAACUCGACUUGGAAACCUGUAACGCUAACUUCUAAACAGAUAAGGAGGUCGGCGGACCUGCUGACCUUCCGUUGACUGCUGCUGGGUGUGUGUGUGUGUCUGUGUGUGUGAAUGGACAGAGUGAACACCCGACCAGAGGACUGACAGCACCCGGUAUGUCUGCUGCGUAACAGCAGCACCGAGCAGGACCCUUCAUUCAACGCUCCCAGCUGGACUUUUUUUUUUUUUUUUUUUUUUUUUUUAUGGCCGAGUUUAUGGUUGUGUGUUCGGUUAGAAGAAUGACUCGCCGCUCCGUGGUGAACCUGGUGUGUCUGGGGAAUCGAGCUGUCAGCUUAAUGUACGGGACGUCGCCUCGCCCCCUCCACACUACCAUAUGCAACACUUCAUCACAGCCCAAAACUGGCUUCACACCGGAGAAAGUGGCGGUGGUGACAAAGACUACACGGUAUGAGUUUGAACAGCAGCGGUAUCGCUACUCAGGUCUGUCAGAGGAGGACUUAAAACAGCUGCUUCGUAUGAAAGGUUCCAGUUACAGCGGCCUGCUGGAAAGACACAACAUCCACACCAGCAAUGUGGAGCAUAUUGUAAAGAGCCUGCGGAAAGAAGGCAUCGAGGUGCGAGUGGUGAAAAGAGGAGAGUAUGAUAAAGAAGUGGUGCGAUGGGCAGAUGCCAUCAUCUCUGCUGGAGGUGACGGGACAAUGCUACUUGUUGCCAGUAAGGUUUUAAGCAAGGACAAACCAGUUGUUGGAGUAAACACAGACCCUGAGAGGUCAGAAGGUCAUCUGUGUCUGCCUGUGCGGUACACUCAUGCCUUCCCAGAGGCUCUGGAGAAACUCAGACGUGGUGAGUUCAGGUGGCUCUGGCGUCAGAGGAUCCGGCUGCAUCUAGAAGGUACCGGAAUCAACCCGACCCCGGUGGACCUGCACGAACAGCAGCUGAGCCUGGAGCAGCACAACCAAGCCCACCGCAUCACCACCAUGGACAGCCAGCGGAGGACAGGAACACUACACGAGAGCUUCUCCAAGCCUAGUCUGCUCCCCAUCAGAAGCCUGAAUGAAAUUUUCAUCGGAGAAUCUCUGUCCUCCAGGGUGAAGUUAAAAUCCUUCAAACUCCAUGUCAAACUCUUGCUCCAUAGGGCUUCUUACUAUGAGAUCUCAGUGGACGACGGGCCGUGGGAAAAGCAGAAGAGUUCAGGACUGAGCAUUUGUACGGGAACAGGAUCCAAAGCCUGGUCUUACAAUAUCAACAAACUUGAUGGACAAUCUGUGGAGGAGGUUUUAAAAAUUGGAAAGGCCCAAACAGGUCUAGAAAUCCCACUUAAUCCUGAAUUUAUUGAAAAGGUUACUGAACAAUAUAACGAUUCCCUGGUGUUCAGUCCUGAGGACAGACGCUUGUUGUUCAGCGUCAGGGAGCCCAUUGUCAACAGAGUGUUCUCCAGCGGCCAGCAGAGAGGCUUCGCCAACAAGGUGUGCGUUCGCUCGCGGUGCUGGGACGCCUGCAUGGUGGUCGACGGCGGGACCUCGUUCGAGUUCAACGACGGCGCCAUAGCAACAAUCAGCAUGAGCGACGAAGAUCAGCUCCGCACCGUGGUCCUGGAGAACUGAGACAAGUCCGGUUUUCUGCGGAGCUAGCAGUGUUUCUAAAGGGAAGUUACCAACGUUUAGCCUCCACCGGUGUUGAAGAUUUUUUUAUACCUGACAAAAAAGGUAUCAAUGUUACUAAAGGCUUCUUGUUUUUCUUUUCUUUUUUUUUAUAUUGUGGAAUGUGCUUUUUUCCCCCAAUUAUUAAUUAUUAUUAUUAUUUUUGUUCUUUUUAAUCUUCCAUCCCACCACCCCCAGGACAGGUUCUAAUCAGUUCUAUACAGGCUUUUAAGUGUCUUUCACUGCAUCCAAUCAACAGUGAGUCUGUCAGCAGAGGCAGGAAUGAUACAUCAGGUAUAAGGGUGGCUUGUUUUCAUGAAAUUGUAAAUAUGUUUCAUUUUCACAUAUGAUUUUGGUCCUGUUUGGUCCCUGCAGUGACUUCCUGUCAUUGUGUCAAUAAAAUAGAUACUUAGCCAUGAGGAUGAUGAUGUUGAUGAUGAUGAUGAUGAUGAUGAUGGUGCAUGUUAAGGGAUCAGAGUGAAAUGAACAGAUUUUGAUGUGCUUUCACACCUGUCUGGCUCAUUGGUUCAUGACUUUUAAAGAAUAAGGUUGAGGUUAUGCUAUAUUUUCUUAUUGUCAGCGUUUCAGUCCCUUUCUCAAUCACAUCGGUUUAUAAUGAUGCGUUUCAUUUUUGAAAACUGCUUGGUCAUUUCCUGAAACAGCUCCUCACUGAUGUAAAAAAAAAAAAAAAAAGUAAAAUGGUAGAAAAUACUACAUUUAAUGGGGAUUAUUUUAAGCGGUGGAUGAAUACACAUUUUUUUGCUCUAUUGAGUAUUUCCAGCAGCAGGAUGGUGUAUGUAGAAUUGACUCAACAUAAACUACAGUGUGUGUGUCCAUAGUGAUGAAGGAACAUGUCAACCACUGCAACAGUGUGAGUCAUUGAUGAGAUGUAUUAGUUUGUGGACAAUAAUAAUAAUAAGAUACAUCAGACUUUGUUAGUCCAUUGACGUUAAGAAAAAUAGAGAAUAUGACCCAUGUCUUAUCUGUUAAAGUCAGUCACAUGUAUGCAGAGAGUAUAUAAAAGUAAAUCUUUAUAUGGUGAACUGAA